AUGGCGCACCACCACUCACCAGACGACCACUUCUCUCAAGGUUGUUUCCCUCGACAGAGCAGACGCGGCACCCCAACAGGGACCAACUCCACCUCCAACUCCAACUCCAACUCCAACUCCAACUCCAGAUUCGCACUCUUCCGACACCAGUCUGGUGGGCGAACUCUGCUCCCGAAUCUAUUUGGUCGAUCCUCACAUUCCCCAGCACCUGACCCCUCGUCUUCUCAAUUUCUCCAGCAAGAUCCCACGCAGUCUUUCCACGAUCCCAGCUUGCUAGCGUACGGCCAACAAGGGUGGCAAGCUAAUCAAGGUAAGGAAGUCUUCUUCUUGACGUGCUGGCACACGCUCAACGGCGUCUUGCGUGCGCUCUUCCCCGCGUCUAGGACAAGGCCACCUGGCUGUGCCUUUUUCUGGGCCCGAUCCCCGAUUCAGGCGCACGCCUUAGGUUCAUAUCCGCUUCGCGCAUCGCCGAAUUCGAUCGGAACCCCGCACGACUCCCGUAUAUUACCUCCACCCAACGCACUCCAAUCACAGAUGCAGUCCCAUCUCUCUAUGUCCCCCAGCCAGCUCCGCACGACCCCCGGUGCCUACCAAUAUCCUCAGUAUCCGCAGCAGCAGCACCAGCAGCAGCUCUACUAUCCCUCUGGACCUGAUCCCCGCCACCUCCCCCCUCCGCUACCACCCAUGGAUGCGUACGAGCAGCACCAUCCGCAUGGACAGCGCCGCAACUCCCUGGUCGACCGUAUGCCAAACCGCAUCGGCCCCCACGGCCCAUCUCCCUACCAGCGCAGUAUGCCCGCCAUGACGCCCGAGCCCCCCGCCGAACCCAUCAAGAAGAAGCGCAAGCGUGCCGACCCCGAGCAGCUCAAGGUCCUGAACGAGACAUACAACCGGACUGCCUUCCCCUCCACCGAGGAGAGGAUGGAGCUCGCGCAAAAGCUCGGCAUGUCCGCGAGAAGCGUGCAAAUAUGGUUCCAGAAUAAGCGUCAAGCAGUGCGUCAGAGCACGCGGCAGGCCGCGAGCAGCGCGCCCCCGACGACCAGCGCGCCCCAGGCGUCGCCGUCGCACGGCUCGGCGAGCCCGGUCGCGACCAUCCCGCAGGCCGGGUACUCGUCGCACACGCCGUCCACGGUGACAUCCCCGAGCAUCAGCCAAGCCGGGUACGGUGCAUCGCGCCCGACGAGCGGCAUGGGAGGCUCCUCCGCUGCAGCAGGCCGCAGCAUGGCCUCCCAGCCGUCGUCCUCCCACCGGCGGAGCCACGACGGAGACGCUUACCGCCAGGACUACCGCUUUUCUCCCCGCCCCGGGCAGUACUGA
Messenger RNA from Epithele typhae, 1317 nucleotides. Its product is annotated as homeobox-domain-containing protein. The record is from RefSeq and is a predicted model, not a curated record. Gene Ontology annotation, biological process: regulation of transcription by RNA polymerase II; cell differentiation. The coding region runs from base 1 to 1317 and encodes 438 amino acids. The transcript has 3 exons. NCBI's taxonomy places the organism in Eukaryota, Fungi, Basidiomycota, Agaricomycetes, Polyporales, Epitheliaceae. Gene Ontology annotation, molecular function: DNA-binding transcription factor activity, RNA polymerase II-specific; RNA polymerase II cis-regulatory region sequence-specific DNA binding.